AUGUCUGAUGAAAUUGAUAUUGAAGAGCAUGACCUAUUGGAUAAUCCAACUAUUAGGAAGAUAUUUCCAGAUCUGUCGAUUAUAAAAAAAGAAAUAUCACAGUAUGAAGAAGGAUUAGAUACUGCUACUGAGAGAUCCACUUCAGAAGUCGUCGCUGCUAGUGAGGCAGAGGUAGAAUUAACAGAGUAUCAACAUGGUGACCCUGUAACAUGUAGGACAGAAGACUCAAAUUCUCAAAAGAACAUUCAACAAAUAGAUAAAGAUAGCCAACUAGAAGUGCAUCUAAGAUUUAAAACAUUUCUUGACUCUCUGGCUGAUGAUGGUUUGGAAAAUAGUGAUGAUAGCCUCAGUAAUACUUUUGAUGAUAUCAUUCCUUCAAGUCCAAACCAAUUAACUGAAUUUGUUAACAAUCAAAAUCAAAAGAACCUGAAGUCAUCUAAUAAUAUUUUUAUAUUAGGAUCAAAGCCUAAUUUAUCACACCCUGAAACUAAAAGAACUGAAAAAAAACAACUGAAAAUAGAACUAAAAAAUGUGUGGCCCUAUUUGAAGGGAAGCAAAAAGUAUUGUAAACAUUGUUUUAUAUUGUUCCCAAAUAUUGAGGCAUUGAAUUACCAUAGGAAAAACAUACAUAGUUUUAGAAACAGUGAUUCUUUAAAGAAAAAAAAGAAUCAGAAGAACAAAAAAAUUGAAUUUAUUACAAAUAAUUCUCGGUGUGAUAUAUGCCAGGUAACAUUAUGCUCAAAAGGCAAUCUUGUUAGACAUUUAAAAACAGUUCAUAAAGGAGCGGAACUUUAUAUGACUAAAAAAAUAAGAUUAUCCAAACAAAAAACUAAAAAGGCAUUGCAGAAAGAAAAAAAUAUGAAGUUAGACGAAAAUAAUUAUUGUUUUCAUUGCCACGAAGAAUUUGAAUCUCAGAGUUCUCUAAUUGAACAUCUUUAUGAUGUUUUAAAGACAAACAAAGAAGAAGUAGCUUCAAGGAAUUCCAAAGAAAGUCUAAAUGCAGAAAAAACACGAACUGCGCAACGCAAAAGUGAAGAUAGGAUAAAUAAAAAAGGAGAUAAUAAAUUGAAUAGUAAUUCUACUUCAGGUAAAUCCAUUGACUAUGAUUCAAGAAAAGCCUAUUCUGCAUGUAAAGUAUUACUUGAAUCAGAGGUUACAGAAAACGUACAAAAAAAGCUUAAUGAACUAACAGACAAUAAUAAACGUUUUACUAGAAAACAAAUGGACACUAGUGCUAAGAAGAAUAGUGAAGCAGAAUCAAUUGGUUCUAAUUUACUUUAUCAUGAGAAUGAUGAUUUUCCUGACUGUGUUUCAAAUGGCAGUGAUAACCAGGAUAAAGUUGAGAAUUCUAUAAACAUCAGUAUUGAAAAGAUACAAGCAUACCAAUGUUAUAUAUGCUCUCAAUAUAUGAAAUAUUGGCAACGGUAUAUUAACCACAUGGGUGGUCAUAAUAUAAAGAAUUUGAUUGCUGCAGAUACAGUUAUAUUUGACUCCCAAUGUCAGUUCUGCGAUCUGAAAAUGUCCUAUGACAUAAACCGGUACAAUAGUCACGUAUCGAAUUUUCAUCGUGAAAGAAUAUAUAAGAAGAUAAAUACAGAUGAAAAAGCAUUUCAUUCUGUUCUGUUUAAAUGUUUAAAAUGUGAAGUAUGUUUUUUGACUGCCAAAACAUCAAGGAAACAUUCUGAACAUGUGGCAAUAUUCGUUAAUUGGAAAUGCCCAGAUUGUCAUAACUUAUUUAAAAUUAAUGAUAGGGCAGUGCAUUUAAAACAACAUUUAUUAUCCAAAAAUAUUACUGCUUAUACUUUAUGUGACUCUGCACUGGACCGAGUUUUAUAUAAGUGUUUGAGAUGCGCAGUACAUUUUAGUGAAAAAGAAUACUUUAGUCAUUACGCAACAUGUGAUUUAAAAACGCCUAAUUCAGCUUAUUGUAAGACAUGUGAUAUUUUAGUUAACAGAAAUGAUUUGGCUUUACAUGAACUAAAACAUAAAGAUAAAAAACUGCAAUUAAAUGAUUUUACUCUUAUAGAGUCUGAUAUUAUAAAUAACACUAGAGCACAGAAUAGGGAGGUAAAACAUAUCCUUCUUACAAAAUCAAAAUUCUCUCUCACUUUUUGCUCCACAUGUAAUUGCUUCUUAGGCAACCUAGGAAGAAAGAGUAAGGCACACAUCGAAGGACGAUGCGGAAUUAUAAAUCCCAGGAUGUGCAGAAAAUGUGGACUUAUAUUCACAUCUAGAGGAUAUUUAUCACAUAAGAUGCUGCAUGAUAAAGUUAAGAAUUUAAAUUUGCAAUCUUUCUAUUUUUAUGACAUCAAAACUGAAAAACAAAUUCGGCCGCCUAUACCGAAAUAUCCUAAUUGUGAUAUUUGUGAAGUACACUUCCUGGGUAAAAAAUACAUUAAGGAACAUUUGUGUACUAAACAGAGCUCUGUAACGUGUAGCUUCUGUAAGAUUCAGCUUACUGAAGCGGCGUUAAAGUUGCAUUUACAUUUUCACAAUUAUAAGUUGUCAUUCACUAGACUGAGUAAUAAAAAAAAGGUAAAUUAUAAUACGGAAAACACGAUAACCAGUACUACGGACAAAUAUAACGGUUCCAAGAGUAUAGUAUCGACGAAAACAGCAAAGAAAUAUAACAUAUUAAGAUCUACUUUGAAAGAAAUGAAAAGUUCUAGUUCGGAAGUGGACGAAACUGUAACCAGUACUAAUAACAUUGAUAAUUCAUCAGCACGAAAUGUAAUUUCAAAUGUUCCCGAAAACACUAAUAUAAACGACUCAUCCUUAUUAUAUACAUGUAUCCUUUGUCAGACUACAGUCGAUAUGUACGAUAAAGCGAUCGAGCAUUGCCAUGAACACUAUGAUUAUAAAAAAAGUCUAUUAAUACACGAAAAUGGCUCCUCUGAUGACAAUUUUUAUGAGAAUAUUGCAACACAAAUAAAAUUUGAUCCAUUUUAUAUUCGUUUCGAUAAAGAUAUUUGGAUACAACAUAUUUUUGAAAAAUUAACAACCCAACAAGUAGCAUACAUACUUGACCAUUCCAAAUAUAAAUUCGAAUGCAGACUUAAAAUGGAAGAGGUUCAACACGGUUCACAUGCUAUCGUAAACGAUUCAACAUUGUAUAAAUGUGAAAUAUGUCGGUCUUAUGUGGAACCUAAGGAAUUGUACGCACAUGUUAGCACCAAAUGUACCGUUACACGAAAACACCCUUGUUCUCAUUGCGGCUUACGUUUUGCCUCUGAAUGUUAUAAAAACAUCCAUGAAAACAUUCACGAAAGCCAAUAUCCCAUCAAAAACAAAGCAUCAUAUAAAAUAAUUAAAUUCAAUAAACAAGCACACCACCAAUUCGUUGAGAUAAUGCUUGCUUCGCGUAAUAAAUUUAUUUUGUAUCAAUGUAGAAAUUGUGAAGUCGUUAUUGAUAAAUUACAUCGUGAAGUUCAUCAAUGCAGUAGUGUUGAAUUAAUUAAAUGUUCCUAUUGUGGUUUACUAUUUUAUGAUAAAGAUUUGAACGCACAUGUGAUUAAGCAUGAACUGAUUAAACAGUUCCAAACUGAAAAAAUGAUUGUUAUUAUGUUCGGUAAGUUGGGCUGCAAAAGAGACAACAAAGUAAAGCCUCUUUUCAAGGGAACCAUUUAUGAUUUUACUUUUUAUAAGUGUACAAUGUGUGGAUUGUGCUUUAAAACAAAAAACAGUAUACAUAAACAUGUUUGUGUAUCCAACUCAUAUGAAUCUCAGUGCCCUAAAUGUUGUUUGAGUUUUUUCAAGAAAGAUAUUGAAGAACAUUUACAACUACAUGAGAAUCUUUUAGAACUAGCUGCCGGUGAUUUUAAUUCUAAUAUUAUAAGUUUUACUAAAAAUACAGUAGUACAGGAUACCUCUUUAAACGAAAUACAAGAAGAAAUAGACAAAAAAAGUAAUAUAAAUAAUUUAAUGGACGAUAAUAUGACACAAAAAAUAUACAAAUGUGGGUGUGGCUUGCAUUUUUUAGAAGAAUUAAAUGCAAAGAAACAUUUGCUAAAUUGUAAUCCUAGGAUGAAAAUAUCAAAACAAAAUUGCUUUAAAUGUGAUUUGUUAUUUACACCUGGGGAACUAUUCAACCAUCUAUUGAAACAUCAUAGCAAUAAAAAGUUGCAGUAUCGGUAUAAUAUAAUAAGCGUGUUAGAAACCGGUGAAUACGAAACUGCGGACAGUCAAAAAACCCCGCGCCUAUUACAAUAA
Arctia plantaginis is the source of this 4209-nucleotide messenger RNA. The record is from the annotation of a GenBank genome assembly. Lineage: Eukaryota; Metazoa; Arthropoda; Insecta; Lepidoptera; Erebidae.